GCUAAGCGACCAGACGGUUGCGUUGUGUCUGUGAAAACAUUAAUAGAGUGUUGAAUCUACAACUUUAUAAUUUUGUCGUUUUUGUAUAUGGGAUAAAGCUAUAUUUGGCGGUAGGGUUCGGUCAUGACGCUAACAACGAUCAAAGACGGCGAAUACACGGCCACCGUGUAUAAAAUGAUCAAAGAGGGGCGCUAUGGAGACGCAAUUCAUGUUCUGAGCAAAGAACAUCAGAAACACACAAAAUCAAGGGCUGCGCUCUCGCUCAUAGGUUAUUGCUACUAUCACAUGCAAGAAUUCACUAAUGCAGCAGAGUGCUAUGAACAGCUGACACAGCUUCACCCAGAGGUGGAAGACUACAAACUCUACUAUGCCCAGUCCCUUUACGGAGCGUGUGCCUUCCCAGAGGCCAUGAAAGCUACAUUCCUGCUGGACAGCACUACAAGUCAUACUAAGAUGAUCAAACUGCAAGCUGCUAUCAAAUAUGGGGAAGAGGACUUUUCAGGUGCAAAGACUCUAAUUGAGCAGUUGCCUCAGGAGGAUCCAGACUAUGAUGUUGAUCUUGGUUGUUUGCUUUAUAAGGAGGGAGAGUAUGAUGAAGCUUGCAAAAAGUUUAUGUCCUCUAUGAAUGUACUGGGUUACCAGCCAGAUCUGGCAUACAACAUAGCACUUUGUUACUACAGUUUAAAGCAGUACGCUUCAGCACUCAAAUAUAUUGCAGAAAUCAUUGAGCGUGGAAUCAGAGAGCAUCCAGAACUCAGUAUCGGCAUGACAACAGAAGGCAUUGAUGUAAGAAGUGUUGGCAACACCCUUGUCUUGCAUGAAACCGCUUUGAUCGAAGCUUUUAAUCUGAAAGCAGCUAUUGAAUACCAGCUGAAGAACUAUGCUGCAGCACAGGAGGCACUGACUGAUAUGCCCCCCAGAUCAGAGGAGGAAUUGGAUCCAGUCACCCUUCACAACCAGGCCUUAAUGAAUAUGGACUCCAAGCCUACUGAGGGGUUUGAGAAGUUUGCUUUUCUCCUUCAGCAAAAUCCCUUCCCUCCUGUUACUUUUGGCAACUUACUUUUGCUCUACUGUAAAUACGAGUACUUUGACCUUGCUGCAGAUGUUCUGGCUGAAAAUGCCCAUCUCACAUACAAGUUUCUCACACCGUACCUCUAUGAGUUCCUGGAUGCCAUGAUCACAUGUCAGACAGCACCUGAGGAGGCCUUUCGAAAAUUUGAGGAAACUGCUGGAAAACUGACCGAGCAGUUACGCAAGGUUACAAAACAGGUGCAAGACGCAAGGCACAACCGGGAUGAAGAAUCCUUAAAAAAAUAUGUCCAAGACUAUGAUGAAGUUCUUGAGAGAUACAUUCCUGUAUUAAUGGCACAAGCCAAAAUCUACUGGAACCGUGAGAACUACAGCAUGGUAGAAAAGAUCUUCCACAAGUCACUGGAGUUCUGCAAUGAGCAUGACACUUGGAAACUUAAUGUUGCUCAUGUGCUCUUCAUGCAAGAUAACAAAUAUAAAGAAGCCAUUGGGUUUUAUGAGCCCAUAGUUAAGAAGCAUUAUGAGAACAUCCUCAAUGUCAGUGCAAUUGUUCUUGCUAAUCUGUGCGUGUCAUACAUCAUGACCAGCCAAAAUGAAGAGGCAGAGGAACUGAUGAGGAAGAUAGAGAAAGAAGAGGAGCAGAUCUCUUAUGAUGACCCAGACAAAAAGAUUUUUCAUCUGUGUAUAGUCAACCUUGUAAUAGGGACUUUGUAUUGUGCUAAAGGGAACUAUGACUUUGGCAUUUCUCGUGUCAUAAAGAGUCUGGAGCCAUACAACAAGAAGCUCGGAACAGACACGUGGUUCUAUGCUAAAAGAUGUUUCCUCUCACUGCUGGAAAAUAUGGCCAAACACAUGAUCAUGCUCAGAGAUUCAGUGGUGCAAGAGUGCAUUCAGUUCCUGGAGCAUUGUGAAUUGUAUGGGAAAGAUGUUCUUGCCAUCAUAGAGCAGCCUCUGGAAGAGAACCGCAUGCACAUCGGCAAGAACACUGUCACGUAUGAAUCACGCCUGAUUAAAGCUCUCUUCUAUGAAGUCACAGGAUGGAAUGAUUAAUCCUUAAUGGAAAUGUUUGCAAAACUUCAUUUAUCUAUAUUAGAACAGGGUUUUGGGCAAAUAUUAAGCACAGACCAGAAUUUUCUCAGUAGCAUUUUAAUGAAUAUGUCAUUAAACUAAAAUUCGAAGAGUCAAGUUUUUAUGGAUUGGUGGUUGUUUGACUAAUAAGAUACAUGGCGUUUAGUCUGUACUUUCUGAGCAGCUUUUGAGAGAUCAUGCUGCUUUUUUGGGCUGAAAUCAAACGUGCAUUUAAAGAAUGCAUUUUCUAUAAUAAGGAACCCAUAGGGGUCUGCUACUUUCAAAACUUUGUUACACUGAGAGAAAAUAUUCAGCAAAGACAGGCAUUUUAAUUUUAAAACUUGGCUUUGUUUGUCCGAAAAUAAUAAAACAUGCCCCAAUUCAACAACAGCAUAAUGUUAAUUGCCUCAAACAACUCUAUAUGUAAUAAAUAAUGUAAUAAACAAACAGAACUUC
Molecule: messenger RNA, 2553 nt
Organism: Xyrauchen texanus (razorback sucker)
Lineage: Eukaryota; Metazoa; Chordata; Actinopteri; Cypriniformes; Catostomidae
Gene: ift70
Product: fleer
Exons: 19
Coding region: 124-2079 (651 amino acids)
Biological process (GO): intraciliary transport; cell adhesion
Cellular component (GO): intraciliary transport particle B; axonemal microtubule
Molecular function (GO): intraciliary transport particle B binding; actin filament binding
Source: RefSeq, a predicted model, not a curated record